Phymastichus coffea is the source of this 4298-nucleotide messenger RNA. RefSeq lists its product as uncharacterized. The record is from RefSeq and is a predicted model, not a curated record. Bases 745 to 2679 code for a protein of 644 amino acids. Lineage: Eukaryota; Metazoa; Arthropoda; Insecta; Hymenoptera; Eulophidae. The transcript is spliced from 5 exons.
UUUAAAAAUGGCGGACAAUACGUGAAGCAGAACGUGCGUUGUUGGCGCCUGGGAAUAUCUAACGUACGUGAUAACUUAUUAACGAACUGUAAAUGUAAAAUCGUAAGAACAGUUGUAGUGAUUAAAUUAGUCUUCCCGAACGUUGUUUCGAACCGACAGUAUUGAAGCUUAGCUUUUAAUUUAGACUUUAGCCACUUUGAAAGUCAAUAAUAUUAGAUACAUUGUAAAACUGUUUUUUUUUAUCCUCGUUGACUAUUAUCGUCGAUGUGUUAUCAGUUCGUCUGUUAACAGAUUGUCAAUGUUAUUUUGAAAGAAUAAAGUUUUUACAGUUUAAGGGCGCAAAUCAACCUUCUAUACAUCAAGAUCGAAGACUAAGAAGCUGUGAAGAGUGUUAAGAUAAUAAAAUUAAUUAUUAACGCUUGAGAAAAAAUUUGCAAAAAAUCGCUUAAACAGCCGUCGGCUUAACAGAAAAUAAAUUGCUGAAUUAAUAUUCUUGAGCAAUGCAAAAAUAGUACUUGCCAAAGUGGAUUCUAUACAAAUCAAUAGAUUUGCUUUGCUAUCUUUGAUGGAACUUUAGUUAUUUAAUAUUACAAAUAAACUUUGGAUCAAAAGUAACAACUAUUGAUAUUGGAAGGCCAGUAAACCUACCAGACAUAAACAAAAAGGUUAUGAGGCUUCAAUAUAAACCUCAAAUUACUUUAAUAUACUUUUUCUUUCUUUUUAUUUCUUCUUUUGGAAUCAACUAUGGCGGAUAAGUGCAAAGAGUGUGGUUGCAUAUGUAACCAGUGCCAUGAACCCAGAGAAAAGCACAAUGACAUGCAUCUGCAUGCCGAAAUAGAACAUCUGCGUCAACGUUUGCUUGAGAGGGACAACCAUAUUGUAACAAUGGAGACACAAUUUUUAAAUGAAGCUGAAAAAUUUCCAAAUGGAGAGUUGGCUUCGUUGAAAGAGGAACUACUUAUCUGGCAAGAUAAGUACACAAGGCUGCACGAGGCUCAUAAACGGGUGCAAAAAGUCAACCAAAAUCUCGAGGACAAGCUGUUGAAAAUUGUUGACAAAUGUGAGACUGAGAAAGGUGCCUUUACUAAGGAUGUAGCCACACUAUCUCAUAGGUUAGCUGAAGCCAAUUAUACAAUUCAUCGUUUAACUCAAGAUAAUGAAAAGUACAGAAGUGAUGUAAACUUAGCGAUCCAACUACUCCAAUGUAAGCCAUCAAAUUUUAUUGGACAAAAAUAUGAGGCUUUGCCAUCUGAAGUUCAAGCCAAAGUAAAGUCGUACGUCGCGCAAAAGAGUCGUCCAAGCGAGACGCCAAGCACGGAAGUGCGAAGUAUAACAGUACCCAUAUCCACCUUCCCACCAACCGCAAUGGUCUAUAACUUGGCGAAGCCAGUGAUCAAAAAGCAGCCGACCUCAAGUAAUAGUGACGACGACGAUUCUAAACCCCCUGUAGACGUCGUAUCAGCAGCGAUAAUGGCCAAAAUUUUAGAAGACAGAGAAAAAGAAAAAAUAUUCUCACGGCAUUGCAACACAUGCACCUGUCACCGUAGUAUUCUAAAGAUAGACAGCGAAAGCCAAACUGAACUGGAGCAGACUAACAUUGGUUCUAACGAAUUAGUAAGUAAGAAGCAAUAUCGAGAAUCAUCUCAACCCGAAGCUCGCGAGAUGGUUCUUGGCAACAGCAACAAUGAAAUGAACGUUAAGCGAGUUACAUUUCAUUCUGUGAAUGAAAAAGCCGAAAGCUCUAAAGUAUUAAACGGCAGUACCAAAAACAACCUGAAUUUGAAGAGUACGAGUAAGCAGAACAAGAAUGUGAUCAAAUCGCCGCAGACGCAUGCGAAUAACAUAAACAACAAUCAGCUUCAAAGAUCUACGAAGAAUUUCGAUGACCAAGCUAAAUUGGACAUCAUAAACGAACGAUUGUGGAAGAGCACUUGGAAAGAUCAAUCGUCCGCCAAUGCCAAAGACGAAGAUGUAAAAAUCGACGUAAUCAACGAUAGGAUUUGGCGAAAAAAUAAGAAUGACAACAACGUGAACGUCAAACCCACGCGCAUGAUGGUGAUCGAGGUGAGGAGCUCGGACGAGUCGACAAAUCACAGCGAAAUGACAAAUCCAACGGAAACGACGACAAGUCCGAGCUUCAGCAACGACAGCAUGCUAAUAUCCUCGUCAGAUCCGUCAAGUGUUUCAAGUGACCAAGGGCCACGCAAUUGUUUGAUGCCCGUGACUCCAGGCUCGAAGAAUAUCCUUCUAGAUACUGUCGGUGCUUACGAAACGAUUCUGUACACCAGCAACUGUAAUAGCAGUAGCCGGCCCAAUGCUGCGCUCGUACAUCAUCUAGGAAAAUUGUCACGCUCGUCGGUUAGCAGCAGCGAGGACGACGCACAGUUACAACGAGUCGCGCAAUGGGUCGAUACCCUCGAUUCGCAAGAAUCUCAGGCGACGCAGCAAUCGACUGACCUGAUGACCUUUGAAGGUUCCAGUGACGAAGAACACAAGCUUAUGUUGGACAUUGUGGAUCAAGGUGAGUUAACACAGGAAAUCGAGGAGACUUAUAUGAAGCUAGCGGCUAGCUUGGGCUCCAGUAAGCAACGACUGCUGAAUCCUCAGGAUAUCAAUUUGAUGACGGUGGAGGAGUACAGGAAGGAGCAGAAAAGGCAGAAGAGCAAGCUCACUGUCUAGACUUGUAAACGUAUAAUUAUUUAUUACUUCGUCGUUCGUAGAAUGACCGAUGCGCCAAAUGUACAGAUAUUGUUCUCAUUUAUAUUACGGGCAUGUAAAAACUAAGCUCACUUUCGAGUAGUGUUCGCUUUUCAAUAAAUUUUUUUUUUCUUUUGAGUCUGAGGGACAUGAUGCAUUAUAAGCAAAAUUACGCGUCGAUUGGUCAUUCAACAAAGCUCAAUAUAAUUGAUGAUUUUGAAUGAAGCUUCAGUUUCGAGAAUGUUGUAAAUAUAUAUUGUUUUUUUUUUUUUAUAUUUGAGCCAAAAAACGACGUAAUUUAUUUGAGAAGGUCUAUAUUUUUUAUUAUGACAUUUUUCAAAUAGCUGAAUGUCACAUCACAAAUCAUAUAGUUCCUUUAUGUAACAUAAUAAUUCUACUUCUUUGAUGAAUUUAUACCGUACUGUUAACAAUAUUGCAUUGGAAAAUAAGAGAAUUAUGGACGUUUAUCAGUUUGAUCCUCGGUAACAAUUGUCAUAAAAGAGACAUAUCUAGAAUCAAUGGAUUAGUAUUUCAAACAAAAGACAUAUUUUACACUGAUGUAUAAAAAGUGAAGUGUUAAACACGUUCAAGCUCCUUUUAACAACAAUAUAUAACAGUGCUUUGGAGUAUUUAUGUUUUUUGAUUGAAUAGACAUGAGUGAAUCUCAUACUCUAUUGACUAGUCUGAAACUACUAGCCGCAAAUUAUAGCAAUUUUCAAGAUGGUGAUAAUAAUUUAGCGAAAUAAGUUUAGAAUUAAAACAAAUCUUUAGUAACAUGGUGCUGAGAUAUUAUUAAAAAAAAUUAAUACAGUGCAUGUUCGAGUAAUUUCCGUUCUGCGUUGUUGAAAAGCUAAUGUCGUUUCAAAAAGUUCAGAACCAAUGCAGGACAUAUAUAAACUGCUAAAAAAUACGUUGUUUUAACUUGCCUAUACUGUGUAUUUCAGCAAACAAUAUUCUACAAAUGUACAUAAAAGCUCGUGUGAGUUGAAGAUAUAUUUUAUGAACUAUAAAAAUUACACUAGAUAAUUUGACGAAGAUCUAUCAACUAAUUGUGAGUACAAAGUAGUUGAGAGAAAAAACAGUCAUUCAUAAAAGAGAAAGGAGAUAUUAUACGUAUUUCAAUUUGAUUGAAAUUAUCUUCGAAAUGAUGCAAUAUAAAAUUAGUUUGGCAAAAAAAAUUCUAUACAUAUAAGCUUCGUAAUAUACGUAAAUGACGAUAUAAAUUCUCAUUUGCAUUUUUCGAGAUGGAUUACAAGUAAAAUAAUAUACAUUGUGUUAGGCUUUGCUAUAUAUCAUUCCAGGCGCUGAAUAAUAUCUGUAUCACAUAUAUAACUAAAUAUCUUCGACUUCUAAAAGUUAUUAAUUUACAUCGGUUUACUUGUUAAUUUACUGCAGUUACUGCUAAUCCCGUGACAUUUGUUUAUCAUUAUUUUUGUUCACAUUGUUGUACUUUGUAGAUCUGUAUACACUUGUUUUUGUCACUCGAGUGAACGCAAAAAUUGUAAAUUUUCCGUUUGUACUUGGAGGCAAAGUCUUCUGUAAUGUAAAGAGACAUACAUUUUCGUGUAAAAAUAUGAAAUAAACAUUUUUACUUCAUAAAA